CUCCGCAGCGCGGCCUCUGCCAGCAGGGGGCGCUGCAGUGAGCGGGGCGGGGGGCGCUCGCUGUGGGGGAGCUCCCGGCUAGUCCAGCCGCAGCCUCUCCCAGCAGGGGGCGCUGCAGGGAGCAGGGUGGCAGCGCUGCCCCACAAACACACUCCCCGUGGCCUCAGGCUCCCUGUCCCCGCCCCCCACCCUCAUGCUGAUUGCUGCCUUCUGCCUUAGCCCUGUCAGGUGCAAAAGGAAAUGACAGCAAAGAGGAAAUAAGUUUGCAGUGCUUGUGGGGAGCGCCCUGGACUGAGGUGUUGGCAAGGGACGGAUGCACGGCCGUGCCACUUGGGCACUGCUCCAUUGGGAAUGGCCCCAGCACAGAGCACGAGCUAAGGGGAUUGGGCACAUUGAAGGGUGCUGGGCUCGUGGGCAUGGCGUCUGGCCCCAUGUCCUCCGCCGACUCCUCCAGCCACAGUACCCUGGAGGAGCUGUCCGAUGCCUUCGAUUCGGCCCUGGGGCGACAUGACGACUCCAGCUCACUGGGCUCCGACUCUGAGCUGAACGGGGCCGCCCCCUAUCGCCAGACCGACCGCUAUGGCUUCCUUGGGGCCAGUGGUGCCCAGGAUGGCCUGGGCCAGCCCCCAGUAGAGCUCAUCUGGCACCGGGAAGCCAGAUGGCUGGAGAUGACAUCGCACUGGGAGAAGGCCAUGGCCAGGAGGUACAAGAAGGUGAAGGUCCUGUGCCGUAAAGGGAUCCCCUCGUCCAUGCGCGCCCGCUGCUGGCCCCUGCUGUGCGGAGGGCAGGCCAGCAUGGACCGCAACCAUGGCAAGUACAAGGAACUGGAACAGUCACCUGGCGACCCACAGUGGUUGGAGACCAUUGAGAAGGACAUCCACCGCCAGUUCCCCUUCCACGAGAUGUUCCUGUCGCCUGAGGGACAUGGGCAGCGAGGGCUCAUGCAGCUCCUGAAGGCCUACACCGUGUAUCGGCCCCGCGAGGGCUACUGCCAGGCCCAGGGCCCUGUGGCUGCAGUGCUGCUCAUGCACAUGCCUGCUGAGCAAGCCUUCUGGUGCCUGGUGCAGAUCAGUGAGCGCUACCUGCCCGGUUACUACAGCCCUGAGAUGGAGGCAGUGCUGCUGGAUGGCGAGGUCUUCGUGGCGCUGCUGCGGCGCGUCUGCCCCAAGGCCUACAAGCACCUGCAGAAGCACAGUGUGGGGCCGCUGCUCUACGUCACCGAGUGGUUCCUGUGCCUCUACAGCCGCACCCUGCCCUUCCCCACCGUGCUGCGCAUCUGGGAUGCCUUCCUCAGCGAGGGGGUGAAGGUGCUGUUCCGGGUGGGGCUGGUGCUGGUGCGCCUGGCACUGGGCUCCUCGGAGAAUCUGCGGGAUUGCACGGGCAUUGUGGAAACACUGGAAAAGCUGCGCAGCAUCCCAGCCCGCCUACUGCAGGAGGACAUGUUCAUGGCCGAGGUUCACAACGUGGCCGUCUCGGACCGCGAUGUGGAGCGCGAGUGCCGGACCCAGCUAGCCAAGCUGCGCAAGGUCCGGCCUGAUUUCGGGUACCGCCCGGAGCAGCGCCUGCCCAACGCCAAAGCCAUCUUCGACACCCAGCAGCUGGAGGAUGCGCAGCAGCCCGGGAAGGGCAGGCACCCAGCGCCCACCUUCCUCAUCCCAGAGAUUGUGGUGGACCCCCCACCCCCACCCCCCAAGGAGCAGCGCCGGAUGGAGAGGGAGCGGCUGAAGGAGCAGCGCCGGCAGGAGAAGGAGCAGCGCCGGCAGGAGCAGGAGUGGCGCCGGCAGGAGGAGGCAGCCGAGAAGCAGGCUCGGAAGAAGAAGCCCCCAGGCAGGAAGAAACCAGACACGCGUGGCAAGACUUUCCAUGUGGCCCAGCGCCCCAUGCUCAGCCUAGCACAAGAGAGCGGGGAAGGGGAGGAGCCUGGCCCCGCCAAGAGAAACUCUGCCCCCUACCUGGAGACCUAUUUCUGAAUGGGUGGGGCAGGGCCUGCCCUAGCAAGAGACACUCCGCCCCUUGCUGGAGACAUGUUUUGAAUGGCAGGGGUGGAGCCUGCCCCACCAAGAGAGACUCCACCCCCUACCUGCUCAAUGGAUGGAGAGGAGACAGUGUGGGGCAUUGUGUUGAAGAGGGAAGGGGUCUUGGGCUCAGAGGGCUGAGACCCCCCUGCGUCCUGUAGCGCCAAUCAGCAAGGCCAGAUUCUCCCUCAACCCCCAUCAGUAUUCACACUGGGGCCCAGUGAGUGGAGAACCUGCCUACUGCGAUCUGGCCACUGGUGUCAGCAACACAGACAGUCCGGUCCCUGCCUGGGCCUUGCUCACUCACACGCACUGCCCGUCCUUUGGCUCUGGGCCUGCCCCUCCUUUGGAGACCUGACAGAGCAAUCAGUGCACAGGUGCCAUGGGCACACAGCUCGUUGCCUGAGAGCCAGGUCCCUGGGAACCGCAGCAGCCGCCCUGUGAAUACUGCAGCCUAUGAUCAGAGCGGGAAGAGGGGGGCAGAUUGAAAACAUAAAGGGAAAUGAAACUUCCUUCUGCGGUCCCCCCCCCCCCCCGAGCUGGGGCCAGGCUGGGGAGUGGGGCUGAUGAGCCACUGCUUGGCAGCGUGUCUGUGUAGAUGGUAUUAAAAGUUUGUCCUGGGGGCAAAGGCCGAUCACAA
This is a messenger RNA of Trachemys scripta elegans, 2655 nucleotides long. It is a transcript of the gene TBC1D10C, whose product is annotated as TBC1 domain family member 10C. NCBI's taxonomy places the organism in Eukaryota, Metazoa, Chordata, Testudines, Emydidae. Bases 417 to 1970 code for a protein of 517 amino acids. The transcript is spliced from 10 exons. The record is from RefSeq and is a predicted model, not a curated record.